AUGAAAAAGAUAACAUAAAAUGGAAUAGCUCACAAAAGGUAUUAUCUUCUUAUGAUCUAAGCCACCGUACAAUAAUUCAUCAAAUCCACAACCAAUGGGGAAAUGAAAUGCUCCAAUGAGUUUGUGACAUAAGUCAUGUCUUUGGCUAGGGACUAAUACUAUCUGUCUGGAAAAUGGAAAAAAACAAUAUCUGGAGAGUUUUUCUAUAAAGCUAUUGUAAAAUUGAGAUUAGAUGGAUAAAUUCCAUUUCUUUCAGAAAUGGAAGAAGAAAUUAAAGAGGAAGUUAAUUUAAAGUUUUCAUGCGAUUAUAAGGUGAAAAAUUAAAAUAAAGCAAGGUUUCAAGACGAAGAACACUUGAAGUAGUUAGAGGAAUAGCAAAAGGAGUUAUAUGAAAAAGCAAAAUUAGUGAACAGUAAACUCAUUUUUGAGGAAGAAGACAAUAGUAAACCCAAAAAAGCAUUGAACUUACAAUUCAAUCAAGAAUAAGAAGAUCUUUAAUGA
Messenger RNA from Paramecium tetraurelia, 501 nucleotides. RefSeq lists its product as uncharacterized. Lineage: Eukaryota; Ciliophora; Oligohymenophorea; Peniculida; Parameciidae. The transcript is spliced from 2 exons. Gene Ontology annotation, molecular function: protein heterodimerization activity. The record is from RefSeq and is a predicted model, not a curated record.